AUUACCACCAGUUCCACGGUCGGCAUCGUUCAGUUCAGUUUAAGUGGUCUACCAGUGCGGCGAUCCAUUUUUCGACGAUCAACCUUAACAUCUCAUCCUAAGCGACAACUGCCAAGCGAACCAGUUUGGAUCUUCUCCAGCAUCAGACAUCUCUUCGUUCUGUGAUAUAGCCAAAGUCAGCCGGAAACUCGGAGCAGUUCCAAAGGGGCACAGCCUUUGUUGUAGGAAAAAACAAAAAACCAAACCCAAAACAAGUGAUAUUUUUGUUCCCGUUUGUUAGAACAACCAAAACCAAAUCAAGUGCGGUUUUUGCCGGUGGUCCGACUGACUUCCGGGUGUUUUCUUGCUUGUUCGAUCGAAAAAAACACAAUAUCAAGAACGCCAUGGCUCCCACUAUCCACAAGGAGGAGAAUUUCUCCACCACAAAUCUCAAGUGGAAGAUGACUCUCGUCCAGCCAUCCGGAGAGCUUAGCGCUAAGAUCAAGGAGGAGUUGCGCGAGCCAGCAAACCCCGCCGACAUUGAACGCGACAUCGGAAUCAUCCGCCAGUGGCUUGACACCCAGCCCCAUCUGCCAAAGGACAUGGACGAUGCCCGUCUGCGCACCUUCCUGCGUGGCUGCAAGUUCAGCAUCGAACGCGUCAAGCAGAAGUUGGAUAUGUACUACACCAUGCGUAAUGCCGUGCCGGAGUUCUUCACCAAUCGCGACGUCAACCGCCCAGAAAUGGCAGAGAUCUUGAACGUGGUCCACAUGCCGCCACUACCAGGACUGACCCCAGCCGGUUGCCGUGUGGUGAUGCUGCGCGGAACCGAUAAGGACAUUACCACCCCAAACGUGAUCGAAUCUAUGAAGCUAACCUUGAUGAUCGGUGAUGUUCGAUUGGCUGAAGAAGCAGUCGGUGUUGCUGGUGACGUUUAUAUUUUGGACGCAAGCGUGGCAACCCCAACGCAUUUCGCAAAAUUCACUCCCACACUGGUUAAGAAGUUCCUCAUCUGCGUUCAGGAGGCCUAUCCAGUUAAACUGAAGGAAGUUCACGUGGUUAACGUUUCUCCGAUCGUCGAUACCAUCGUCAACUUUGUCAAGCCCUUCUUGAAGGAAAAGAUUCGCGAACGUAUCCACAUUCACAGCAGCAUGGACGAUCUGUACAAGUUCGUACCGAAGUCGAUGCUGCCAUCCGAAUACGGCGGUGAUUGUGGAUCGAUCAAAGACCUGAACGAGCAGUGGCGUUCCAAGCUGGGAGAGUACACCGGCUGGUUCAAGGAACAGGAGGCCAGCAAGGCCAAUGAAUCGCUCCGCCCGGGUGCCCCGAAGACCGCCGAUGAGCUGUUUGGUAUGGACGGUACCUUCAAGCAACUAACCAUCGACUAAAUAAGGUCAUGCUGUCCAUCAAGUUCAUCCACCGAACGCCGCUUAUUCCCACUCCCAAGAUUCCCAUUCAACCCCAAAAAAAAGAAACAAUCCAGUAACCAUUAUUAGCGAAUAUCCAAAUAAUAAUCAAUCUCAUCUAUCAAUA
Molecule: messenger RNA, 1512 nt
Organism: Wyeomyia smithii (pitcher-plant mosquito)
Lineage: Eukaryota; Metazoa; Arthropoda; Insecta; Diptera; Culicidae
Product: alpha-tocopherol transfer protein-like
Exons: 4
Coding region: 384-1367 (327 amino acids)
Cellular component (GO): membrane
Molecular function (GO): phosphatidylinositol bisphosphate binding
Source: RefSeq, a predicted model, not a curated record